GCGGCUGCGUUCACGCCUCCAAGUCUGACAGACAGCUCCAGAACCCUAUCGCUCUCUUCAAGGGUCAGAUUGUACCUGAACUAGCCAAUGGGGAGCAGUCCGGGAGGCGGACCCGGCGCUGCCAGGGUUGGGUGCACUGUUGAACAGAUGGCAGAGGGAGGCGAGCGGAUUCCAGAGGAACGCCGGUCAGUUUUAGCUAUUUGACUGUCAUCUGUUGCCGCCCAUUGAUGUGAAGAUGACCAAGCUGGGAUUUUUGCGGUUGUCCUAUGAGAAGCAGGACACACUUCUGAAGCUUCUCAUUCUGUCGAUGGCUGCUGUGUUAUCGUUCUCCACUCGUCUCUUUGCUGUCUUGAGAUUUGAAAGUGUCAUCCAUGAAUUUGACCCGUACUUUAAUUAUCGCACCACCCGGUUCCUGGCUGAGGAGGGAUUUUAUAAAUUCCAUAACUGGUUUGAUGACCGGGCCUGGUACCCUUUGGGACGAAUCAUUGGAGGAACAAUUUACCCAGGCUUAAUGAUCACCUCUGCUGCAAUCUACCAUGUCCUCCAUUUUUUCCACAUCACCAUAGACAUUCGGAAUGUCUGUGUGUUCCUGGCCCCUCUCUUCUCUUCCUUCACCACCAUCGUCACGUACCACCUUACCAAAGAGCUCAAGGAUGCAGGAGCCGGCCUUCUUGCUGCUGCCAUGAUUGCCGUGGUUCCUGGCUAUAUCUCCCGGUCUGUGGCUGGCUCCUAUGAUAAUGAAGGGAUUGCCAUCUUUUGCAUGCUGCUCACCUACUACAUGUGGAUCAAAGCAGUCAAGACUGGUUCCAUCUACUGGGCAGCGAAGUGUGCCCUUGCUUACUUCUACAUGGUCUCUUCCUGGGGAGGUUACGUGUUCUUGAUCAACUUGAUCCCUCUUCAUGUGCUAGUGCUGAUGCUCACAGGACGUUUCUCCCACCGGAUCUACGUGGCGUACUGUACUGUCUACUGCCUGGGCACCAUUCUUUCCAUGCAGAUCUCCUUUGUGGGUUUCCAGCCCGUCCUCUCAUCGGAGCACAUGGCAGCCUUUGGGGUCUUUGGUCUCUGCCAGAUUCACGCCUUUGUGGAUUAUCUGCGCAGCAAGUUGAAUCCACAGCAAUUUGAAGUUCUUUUCCGAAGUGUCAUCUCCCUGGUGGGCUUUGUCCUUCUCACCAUUGGAGCUCUCCUCAUGCUGACAGGAAAAAUAUCUCCCUGGACGGGGCGUUUCUACUCCCUGUUGGAUCCUUCUUACGCUAAGAACAACAUCCCCAUCAUUGCCUCUGUGUCUGAGCAUCAGCCUACGACCUGGUCCUCAUACUAUUUUGACCUACAGCUUCUUGUCUUCAUGUUCCCAGUUGGCCUCUAUUACUGCUUUAGCAACCUGUCUGAUGCCCGGAUUUUCAUCAUCAUGUAUGGCGUGACCAGCAUGUACUUCUCAGCUGUGAUGGUGCGUCUGAUGCUGGUGUUGGCACCUGUUAUGUGCAUUCUUUCUGGCAUUGGAGUCUCUCAGGUGCUGUCCACUUACAUGAAGAAUUUGGACAUAAGUCGACCAGACAAGAAGAGCAAGAAACAGCAGGAUUCUACUUACCCUAUUAAGAAUGAAGUGGCAAGUGGCAUGAUACUGGUCAUGGCUUUCUUUCUCAUCACCUACACCUUUCAUUCGACCUGGGUGACCAGUGAGGCCUACUCUUCUCCCUCCAUUGUGCUGUCUGCUCGUGGUGGAGAUGGCAGUAGGAUCAUUUUUGAUGAUUUUCGAGAAGCGUACUAUUGGCUUCGUCACAAUACUCCAGAGGAUGCGAAGGUCAUGUCAUGGUGGGAUUAUGGCUACCAGAUCACAGCUAUGGCUAAUCGGACGAUUUUAGUGGAUAAUAACACAUGGAAUAAUACCCAUAUAUCUCGAGUAGGGCAGGCAAUGGCAUCCACAGAAGAAAAAGCCUAUGAGAUCAUGAGGGAGCUUGAUGUCAGCUACGUGCUGGUCAUUUUUGGAGGCCUCACUGGGUAUUCUUCAGAUGACAUCAACAAAUUUCUGUGGAUGGUCCGGAUUGGAGGCAGCACAGACACCGGGAAACACAUCAAGGAGCACGAUUAUUAUACUCCAACUGGGGAGUUCCGUGUGGACCGUGAGGGCUCGCCAGUGCUGCUCAACUGCCUAAUGUACAAGAUGUGUUACUACCGGUUUGGACAGGUUUACACAGAAGCCAAGCGUCCGCUAGGCUAUGACCGUGUCCGGAAUGCUGAGAUUGGGAAUAAAGACUUUGAGCUUGAUGUCCUAGAAGAAGCAUACACCACAGAACAUUGGUUGGUCAGGAUAUACAAGGUGAAGGACCUGGAUAACCGAGGCUUGUCAAGAACAUAAAUAUUACGUCUGGUUCUGAUCUGCUUCGCACUGAGUGCGUCCCAUUUAGGGCGCUGAAGACAGUUU
Cervus elaphus (red deer) is the source of this 2419-nucleotide messenger RNA. RefSeq names its product STT3 oligosaccharyltransferase complex catalytic subunit A (gene STT3A). NCBI's taxonomy places the organism in Eukaryota, Metazoa, Chordata, Mammalia, Artiodactyla, Cervidae. The coding region runs from base 236 to 2353 and encodes 705 amino acids. The record is from RefSeq and is a predicted model, not a curated record. Gene Ontology annotation, molecular function: dolichyl-diphosphooligosaccharide-protein glycotransferase activity. The transcript is spliced from 18 exons. Gene Ontology annotation, cellular component: membrane. Gene Ontology annotation, biological process: post-translational protein modification.